AUGUCAGGAACAAGCGACACCAACAAACCACUGGAGCCAGAAGAUACCCUCAACGGCGCCGGUCGCUACGAUCCAAACUUCACAAACCAUGUCAUAUCUUCAAUCGGUCCGGCCACAGACCCUCGCCUCCGCAAAGUCAUGACCUCUCUGAUCAAACACGUCCAUGAUUUUGCCCGCGAGGUCGAUCUCACUGUAGACGAAUGGAUGGCGGGUGUAGACAUGAUCAACCGCGCUGGUCAAAUGUCUACCGACCGCCGCAAUGAAGGCCAACUUCUGUGUGAUGUCAUUGGCCUCGAGAGUCUGGUUGAUGAAAUCACAUUCAAAGCCGCCGCAGAUGCGAAAGACGCGGUCACCCAAAGCGCAAUCUUGGGUCCGUUUUUCCGCCAUGAUGCUCCUCUACGAAACAUGGGUGAUAGUAUAUCUUUCGACACACCAAAAGACGCAGAGGUCGCUUAUAUGCACGGCGUGGUGUAUGAUGCUGUCACCAAGAAACCCGUGGAUGGAGCUGAGAUCGACAUCUGGCAAGCGUCCACGAACGGAUUGUAUGAACAGCAGGAUUCAGAUCAACAAGAACACAAUCUUCGUGGAAAGUUUAAAACCGGAAAGGAUGGAAGUUAUGGAUUUUAUUGUAUCCGACCGACUCCUUAUCCAGUCCCUGAUGACGGCCCGGCUGGUGAGCUGUUGAAAAAGCUGGACAGACAUCCUUUCAGACCUGCGCAUAUUCAUCUAAUUGUUAUUCGACAGGGGUACAAACCAAUCACGACCCAGAUUUUCGACGCAGAGUCCAAGUAUCUAGACAACGAUUCUGUUUUUGCGGUCAAGGACUCUCUGGUCGUCAAAUUUGAGCCUCGGCAGAGAGACGAAAAGGCUGGCUUGGAGUUGAAGUACGAUAUCCUGCUUGGUCCGACCGAGUAA
Messenger RNA from Aureobasidium vineae, 915 nucleotides. The record is from the annotation of a GenBank genome assembly. NCBI's taxonomy places the organism in Eukaryota, Fungi, Ascomycota, Dothideomycetes, Dothideales, Saccotheciaceae.